CCCUCCCUUUCCGUCUCUGCUCGCCGCUAUCCUCUUCAGCCUUGCCUGCCUGUCAGAAAGGUACUCCAGUAUUGGAGGCUAGGCUACCCUCCUCCCGGACCCCGUACGAGAGAGAGCCAGCCACCGUCGUACCCCAAGGCUCGGGCUCCCCACUCAACGGCUCCAACCAUGGCAACCACCGCUACAUCCACCCGGUUUACCGACGAGUACCAGCUGUACGAGGAGCUCGGGAAGGGAGCUUUUUCAGUGGUGCGUAGGUGUGUAAAAAAGUCAUCAGGACAGGAAUAUGCUGCAAAAAUCAUCAACACUAAGAAGCUGUCUGCAAGAGACCAUCAGAAGCUCGAGAGAGAGGCUCGUAUCUGCCGUCUUCUGAAACACCCUAACAUUGUGAGACUCCAUGACAGCAUUUCAGAGGAAGGCUUUCAUUACCUAGUCUUUGACCUGGUGACAGGAGGAGAGCUGUUUGAAGACAUUGUAGCCAGGGAGUAUUACAGCGAGGCCGAUGCCAGUCAUUGCAUUAGUCAGAUCUUGGAGAGUGUCAAUCAUAUCCACCAGCAUGAUAUUGUGCACAGAGACCUCAAGCCCGAAAACCUGUUGUUGGCCAGUAAGAUGAAGGGAGCUGCAGUGAAGCUGGCAGACUUUGGCCUUGCUAUUGAAGUGCAGGGAGACCAGCAGGCUUGGUUCGGGUUCGCUGGCACACCUGGAUAUCUGUCCCCUGAAGUCCUAAGGAAGGACCCCUAUGGCAAGCCAGUGGACAUUUGGGCAUGUGGUGUUAUUCUCUAUAUCUUGUUAGUGGGAUAUCCUCCUUUCUGGGAUGAAGAUCAACACAAACUCUAUCAGCAGAUUAAAGCUGGAGCAUAUGAUUUUCCAUCCCCUGAGUGGGACACAGUGACUCCAGAGGCAAAGAACCUGAUCAACCAGAUGUUGACUAUAAACCCAGCCAAGAGAAUCACUGCCGAACAGGCCCUCAAACACCCCUGGGUCUGCCACCGCUCUACAGUGGCCUCCAUGAUGCACAGACAGGAAACUGUCGAGUGUCUCCGCAAGUUCAACGCUCGCCGAAAACUCAAGGGAGCCAUUCUCACCACCAUGCUGGUGUCCAGAAACUUCUCAGUGGGCCGGCAGCAUACCAACUCUGCUGCUGCCGCCUCCUCCACGGCCUCACUGGCUCAGGAAGCAUGCAAAAGUUUACUCAACAAGAAGUCAGAUUCUGCUAAGCCUUCCACCAACAACAGUAAGAACAGUAUAGUGAGCGCCAUCAAUGCCCUGAAAGACACCAACAUGGCAUCCAACGCCCAGAUGGAGUCUCAGAGCACAGUGGUGCACAACCCUCCUGAUGGAGUCAAGGGAUCAACAGAGAGCAACGCCACCAACGAUGAGGAGGAGAUGAAAGGUAGGAAAGCGGACAAUUCGGCGCAGAGCAGCGCCACCGAGGAGAUGCCCCCUCUUCUGCCCUCACCUCAAAGCUCACCUGCCAUUCCACCGCAUGACCUAAAGCGCAUGGCAUGGAACAGCACAGGCAACAGCUCCUGCCCUGACUCUGAGCUCUCACAGUCCUCCAUGCCUGCUGCUCCGCUAGGGAGCAACACUGUUGCUGCUAUAAACAACACUAAGCAGACUCGUAAACAGGAGAUCAUCAAGAUAACGGAGCAGCUGAUUGAAGCCAUCAACAACGGAGACUUUGAGGCCUACACGAGGAUUUGCGAUCCUGGACUCACCUCUUUUGAACCCGAGGCCCUGGGGAACCUGGUGGAGGGCAUGGACUUCCACAAGUUCUACUUUGAAAACUUGCUGAGCAAGAACAGCAAGCCUGUGCACACCACCUUGCUCAACCCUCACGUGCACCUGAUUGGCGAGGACGCCGCAUGCAUCGCCUACAUCCGGCUUACACAAUUUGUGGACACCACAGGCCGCCCUCGCUCCAGCCAAUCAGAGGAGACUAGGGUGUGGCAUCGUCGCGAUGGAAAGUGGCUCAAUGUUCACUUCCACUGCUCAGGAGCGCCUGCUGCACCACUCCAGUGAUCAGUGGUCCUGAGCCUCCAGUCUACUGGAGUGUGUGUUUUGGGGGGCAGUUUUUUUCAGCGAGCGUGUUUCGGAGGCCCGUCCUCUGCGUGGAUUGGCUAGUGCCAGGAGCCCGGCCGGGCGAGAUCGCAUCCCUCUCCACGUUACCAACCAAUCCUGUCCCCUCUUUGACCUACUGGGGGCUGGCUGAACACAAGACACCGCCCCCAUGGGAUGAUGCAUGCAUCUGGCGCCUGAUUGGAGGGUGCGUCUUUGCCCUCUAUCCCUCCCCUGGCAGCCAUCUUUUUUCUGCCCGCACGACAUGAGACGUCCUGCGUGAGGAGAGGAUUUACAGUUGAACUUGUGACAGUUUAUGAGUAUGAGUUAUGAAUAUGCUGUGUAAAUUAUGACUAGAUGUACCAGAAACCACCAAAACCCAACCAAGCAUUUAUCUUCACUAUCUAAUAAGGGAGGAACAGAAGGGAGUGUGAGGUUAGCAGCUGAGAUUUUGGACACAUUUUUUUUGGCAUUCUAGGGAUUUCCGGGUAGAAAGUGUUGUGCUUGUUUACCCGGACGUUGAUGUUAAGAUGUAGGGAGAUUUUCCCCAAACUGAAUUCUAGCGGGAAAAAAAAAAUCAAGUCUGCUCAGUCAGAGAACUUGACGACGACAGAAACUUGAUAUCAAAAACAUGAAGCACCAAAGUGUAGAACUUUAGGCUUUUUAUGUGUUUAUGUGUUUUGUUUGUUUGCUUGUUUUCCGACCGAAUGGAAAAAAAUCAUGUUGUUGUGGGACUUCUGGGGUGGGGAGGGGCGUCUGAUUUUAGGUUACGUGUUCUGUUGUGUUUUUAGCGUCCCGUUCCCUUUUAUGUUCCUGUGAAUAAAUAACCGGAGCCUUUUCCUUUAUUUUCUUUUCUCUUCCUGACUGAUCCUAUAACCAAGGCUCCUUUUUGUUUUAAAGUUGUUGUUGUUUUUUUAAAGAGGGAUUUUAUUGUGCAAGUUUAAGCUAACCUGCGCGUGUUAGCACGUUCUGUUGUGUCUGUAUGCAGUGGAGGGAGAGAGCGAGGCGGGGAAAGGCGUCUGCGUUUUGCAUGUUUGCCCGCCGCCUCUCCCUCAUUCACCCCCUCUCCUUUAUCCCUUUUUUCUCUCUCUUAAACCAUUCCCUCUUUCAACCCUCCCCUCCUUUUAUCUGCUUUCUGCAAGGGCCUGGUUUGUUUAUAAUCACUGUGUAAAUACAGUGUAUGUAUAGAUAUAUGUAGAAAAGUGUAAUAUAUGUACAUGUAUCUAAGAGACACUCAUCCUGUGCGUUCGACAUGGGAACCUUCCCAUGUCCCCUGUGAACCCCACCUUCAUCUUCCUCACCACUUCAAAACUGCUUUAAUUCUUCUCCUUUAAAGUACUUCCUUGAAAUAUUGGUAGCUCUAGAUCCUUCUUGACAAACACGAGCACACAGGCACCCACGAGCUACCAGCUCUUGCCCCAUGGCCGCAAGACUGUUUUUGAUCUUCAGAGACUGGGAAUAAAAGUUGAAAAAGUUCACCCUUCUUGCCCAACAAGACUUUCCAUGAUAGUGUCCUUAUACCUGAUCCCACAAUGCUGUGAGCCGUCCCUUCAUAUCAUAAACACACACGCCUGGUGGUGUGUUUAGGCUUUGUAACAUAUCUGCACCACUGCUGUGUGACCACGGUGCCACCCUUGCUGUGCUGCUUAAUUGUCUCCCUCCAUCCGCAACAGUCGUAUCUUAACCCCCCUCCCUCCCAAUCCUGAUAUCUUCCUCCCCCUCCCUUCCUCCCCCCUCCUUCGUGUACCAAUGUGUCCCUGCUCUUGAGAUGUUUCUUUGUACCUCUCUCUGUUGUUUCUCCGUUCCCGUGUUACUGGUUUGAGUUUUUUCGUUGUCGUCGCUGUUGCUGUUGACUUGUCGUUUGGUAAAAUUAUUUGCCGAUCUGCCAAGCUGAGUUCUGCACUCUCCCUCGCACACAGAAGAAAAAAAACUAACAAAAAAAAAAGGGAAAAGAGGGAGGACGUAAAGACAACACAAAUUUACAGAAAGAGCAAUCACCGAUUGAUCCAGACUAAAUUAUUUCUCAUGUAAUCUACCCUUGGUGGUUUUAAAUAGUGCCUGCUCAGUUGAGAGGAGUGUUAAAGCCAGAGAGAGAGAGAGAGAGAGAGAGUUGGUGGGGGUGUGCAGGUUAUUGUGACCUCCACUGUUAAACCAGAGCGGGAGACCUAGUUAUAUGCAUGUUUCAGUUACGCAUUUCUACCAUGUACCUACCUGAAUAAGGAUGGAGCUAGUGUUAAUAUAUGAUAUUUGCAUCUUUUGAAAUAAGAAUUUCUCCAUCCAGAAUGUUGAAUAGGUGACAUGAAAAAUAUAUUUAAAAAAAAGCAAAAUUUUUAAAAAAAGGAUUCAGGAGCCGUAGCUUGGUAUGAGGCCCUCGAUGUUAGCGUUUUCCCUGCGUUGUAAUGAUAUACUAUCGGGCUGCGCUUUCUCCCCCAGCCUUCACAUGGAUGCUGGAGUUUUUUUGCAUGAUCAUGAUGUACAAUUAAAUACAACCAUGAAUUGACGACUAUCAAGUGUUUGUCUGAGUGUUAGUUGGUCUUCAUCAUAGCUUUGUUAUUCUUCAAACUUGGAUCUUGAAAGUAUUUAAUAAAAAUACUAUUUCAGCACUG
This is a messenger RNA of Cheilinus undulatus (humphead wrasse), 4664 nucleotides long. Its product is annotated as calcium/calmodulin-dependent protein kinase type II subunit gamma. Bases 169 to 2022 code for a protein of 617 amino acids. The record is from RefSeq and is a predicted model, not a curated record. Gene Ontology annotation, molecular function: ATP binding; calmodulin binding; calcium/calmodulin-dependent protein kinase activity. The transcript is spliced from 23 exons. Gene Ontology annotation, biological process: protein phosphorylation. Gene Ontology annotation, cellular component: neuron projection; cytoplasm. NCBI's taxonomy places the organism in Eukaryota, Metazoa, Chordata, Actinopteri, Labriformes, Labridae.